This is a messenger RNA of Verruconis gallopava, 14695 nucleotides long. RefSeq lists its product as uncharacterized. Gene Ontology annotation, cellular component: preribosome, large subunit precursor; nucleus. Gene Ontology annotation, biological process: rRNA processing; ribosomal large subunit assembly. The record is from RefSeq and is a predicted model, not a curated record. Gene Ontology annotation, molecular function: ATP binding; ATP hydrolysis activity. Bases 1 to 14496 code for a protein of 4831 amino acids. The transcript has 3 exons. Lineage: Eukaryota; Fungi; Ascomycota; Dothideomycetes; Venturiales; Sympoventuriaceae.
AUGGAUAUUUCAGCGCCUCUAGAGAUUUUUCUCUCGCGCCAUCGAGAUCUUCCGGAAGAGCUCCAGCACGUUAUUCAAGACUCUCACAUCAAUCUCCAGUCGUUAGCUCUGGCUGCUCUCAACCCGAGAUGGUCAACAACAUUGUUUGUGCAUCUUGAUGUUAUCUUUGCAGAUGUGUGCGCGAGAUGGAGCCAUUUAGAUACAUACCCUCAGACUUUGGCUGCCUUUGGUCGCAUCAUACCGUUUGCACCUCAUCUCGUGGAGUACGCCGAAUUGUUUCUACGAAGGAACACUAAGACAACAGCCAAUAUUUGGAAAUCAGUCUCAGGUGAUGAUCUUGUGGAGGUUUUUCUCGCCAUCUUCCGGUUGCUGGUCGCAGACUGCGGAACGUUCAAAAAGUAUUUCGACAUCAAGGCUCUCUUCUUAGGUUUGCAACAUGAAAGCAGACCUGUACGAUAUCUUACUGUGCGCGUAAUGUCUUUGUAUUUUCAAGCGGCAGAUUAUGCAGAGAAGUCGUUGAUCCAAAAGUACCUAAGUUCUGAUGAGGUUGAGGGUCCUUGGGAGGACAAGGUCAUUGAUUACACAUUCCUGAGCCUUUGGGAGGAGAAGAGAUGGAAAGACGUUUCAAGAGAGCAAAAAUUGGUCAAGGACUCACUUCGCUCGCUCUCUGUGCCUAAACGCCAGAUAUCUGUAAGAGCUGAGGAUCUUUCGCCGUUAACGGUCCUCAUCUCUGGCACCCUCAUGCCUCGCUUGAGUCGUGCCCCAUCAUCACCUAGUAAUCAGAGUUGGAUUCCUGUCCCAACGACAAUAUCGAACGUUCAACGGUUGAACGAUGCGCUUAUUCGUGACCGCCCAGUAUUGCUCACUGGUCUUGCCGGGUCUGGAAAGACGUCGAUCAUCAACUUCUGCGCUGAAAAGCUGAACAAGCACGAGUCGAUGGUCACACUACAUCUAAACGAGCAAAGUGAUGCAAAAAUGCUCAUUGGCAUGUAUACUACUGGAACGGAACCUGGUACUUUCGUGUGGCAGCCAGGAGUCCUCACUACCGCGGUUCGAGACGGCAGAUGGCUCAUUAUUGAAGACAUUGACCAGACACCAAAUGAAAUUAUCAGUGUUCUUCUGCCAUUGAUCGAGCGGAAAGAAAUUCUGAUUCCCAGUCGUGGGGAAACGGUCAAGGCCGCCCCAGGAUUCAAGAUAAUCGCGACGAUAAGGACAACCCGAGAUCUUGGGGGAAACGAGUGCUUGCCCAAGCGUCAUAUGAUAGGAAGCCAUUUGUGGGAUAGGGUCGUUGUUGAUGUGCUUCCUGACGAUGAACUCAAGGAAGUUAUCGUCGGACGUUAUGCAAGUCUGCGGCCUCAUGCUGAACAGAUUAUGGCGGUGUACGUUGCAUUGCAAGAGAUCUCUCGCGAUCAUCGAUUUGAGGCCCUUGUCAAAACAGGUUCUGCAAGACCACUCACUCCAAGAGCCCUUUUCAAGUGGUGCAAACGACUCUCCCGUCAUUUUUCACCACAUUCCGAAUUUUCCGACAAGCUCCUUGACGACAUGUUCCUCGAGGCUAUGCAUUGUUUCACUGGUCAUCUUCCUGCAGGCGAAUUGCUUUCUACUUUCGCAAAUGUGAUCGCUGAGAAAUUGCACAUUGACGCGGGACGAAGAGACCAUCUGCUGCAGAGCCGCGUUAUCAAAUUGCUGGCAACUGCGAAAGGAGUUUCAAUUGGCAGAAUUAUCUUAAGACAGAGCCAUAAUCUCCAAGUUGACAGGCGCAGCAAAGUAUUUGCACAUUCUCCAUACAGUCUUCGCGUACUUGAGAAGCUAGCAGUUGCAGUCGAGAAUAGAGAACCAACUCUACUAGUUGGAGAGACUGGGAUAGGUAAAACGACCUGUAUUCAACAUCUUGCCACUUUGCUUGGCCAGAAGCUUGUGUCAUUCAAUAUGUCACAGCAGAGCGAAAGCGGCGACUUACUUGGUGGAUUUAAACCCGUCAAUGUUCGCGGCUUGAUCAUGCCUCUACGAGAAGAAUUUGACGAGCUUUUCAGCCAUCCUCUCUCUCCAUUUGCUAAACGGAAAGAUGAUAAUCGGCAUUUUCUUGACAUGUUGGGAAAAGCAUUGGCAAAGGCGCAGUGGAAGAAGGUAUGCCUAAUGUGGAGAAGUGCUGCAACCGAAAUUCUCAAAAGUUUUGAUGGGAAUAAGCACGUAGUGCCAACGAGAAGCUCGGACUCAUAUCAUCCGAGUAAAAGAAGGCGUACUACUGAUACAAAUGAUAAUCCUGAUCAAGGCUUACACGCUUUAUAUCAGGCCAGAUGGCGCAAAUUUGCCGCUGAAGUCAAGAACGUUGAAGGGCACUUGGUAAGCAAGCCAAAUGCUUUCGCUUUCAAAUUUAUUGAAGGCAGCUUGGUGAGAGCCGUUCGCAAUGGCAACUGGGUUCUCCUGGAUGAAAUUAAUCUAGCAUCUCCAGAUACGCUUGAGAUGCUCGUUGAUCUGCUGGGAGGUUCAUCUGAUCAGAAACCCUCACUACUGCUAUCGGAAUCUGGAAACAUAGAGCGGAUCACCGCACAUCCGGAUUUCCGCAUUUUCGCGGCAAUGAAUCCAGCAACGGAUAUCGGAAAGAAGGAUUUACCGCCAGGCAUACGUUCGCGUUUCACAGAGUUCUUCAUCGAUUCACCAGACAAGGACGUGAAAAGCUUGCAGCACAUCGUCAGUAGCUAUCUGCCUAGCGAGCUCGGAAACAGAAUCGUCAGUGACGUGACGAAUCUAUAUAUGGAUAUCCAAAAACUUGCCGAGGCAAACAGUCUUGUCGACGGUGCUGGUCAGAAGCCCCAUUUUAGCUUACGGACCUUGACACGUACUCUUGUUUAUGCAAGGGACGUUGCUGCCCCUGUUGGUAUCAAGGACGUGGUAUAUCGACGGGCACUUUAUGAAGGGUUCCAUAUGAGCUUUUUGACUUUGCUUGACACUGUUUCUGAAGCGCUUGUGGCCCCGAAGAUAACUCAUCAUCUGUUCUCUCAACACACAAAUGCAAAGGCUGAGUUGAGCAGACCUCUACCGAGACCAACGGAUGGUCGUGCGUAUGUUCAGGAAGGGCAUUAUUGGUUGCAGAGGGGCCCUUUUGAGUCUCAGAAGCAACCCCAUUAUAUUAUCACUCCAUUUGUGCAGCGAAAUCUGAACAAUCUAAUUCGCGCCAUAUCGACCAAAAAGUUGCCUAUUCUGAUUCAAGGUCCAACCUCUUCCGGUAAAACGAGCAUGGUGGAGUAUCUCGCAAAAAAAUCUGGCAACAAAUUUGUUAGGAUCAACAAUCACGAGCACACUGAUUUACAGGAGUAUUUGGGCACCUAUAUUUCCGACGUAGAUGGACAGUUAAAGUUUCAAGAAGGGGUUCUUGUCGAAGCUUUACGAAAAGGAUAUUGGAUUGUCCUCGACGAGCUCAAUCUUGCGCCAACAGACGUGCUAGAAGCACUAAAUCGUCUCCUUGAUGACAAUCGAGAGCUCUUAAUUCCAGAAACUCAGGAGGUUGUCACGCCUCACCCAGACUUCAUGCUCUUCGCUACCCAGAAUCCGGCCGGCUUGUACGGUGGCCGUAAGCACUUGUCAAGAGCUUUUCGAAACCGAUUUUUAGAGCUACAUUUUGAUGACAUUCCAGUUAAUGAACUCUGCGAGAUAUUGCAGCAGCGCACACAGAUACCCCCAUCAUGGGCACAGCGGAUUGUUGACACAUACAAGGAGCUAUCCUCGUUACGACAAGAAAACCGAAUGUUCGAGCAGAAGAGUUUUGCCACUCUUCGAGAUCUUUUUCGCUGGGCACUCCGGAAGGCAGACGAUAAACAGCAACUUGCCGUCAACGGGUACAUGCUGCUCGGAGAGCGGGUUCGCAAACCUGAGGAGCGGGAGAAGGUUAAAACCAUCAUUGAGCAGGUCAUGAGUCGUGAAGGACCAAAAGUAAAAAUUGACGUCAAUGUCUUGUACUCCGACGCUUCAUCUCCAGAUAUUAAGUUCUAUGAGAGCCAAGUCAAUGGAGGUAGCGGAGGUAACAAUGUAGUAUGGACGUCUUCGAUGCGUCGUCUAUACGUGCUUGUUGCUAAUGCUGUUCGCAACAAUGAACCCGUACUUCUUGUUGGCGAAACUGGAUGUGGCAAAACAACGGUUUGCCAAAUGCUUGCUGAUGCGCUAGGCAAGGAGCUUUUUGUGGUGAAUGCUCACCAAAACACGGAAACAGGAGACCUAAUCGGGUCCCAACGGCCAAUUCGGAAUCGUGCAGCUAUCGAAGCGAAACUUCAACAGUUGUUGCGAGACGUUCUGCCCAAUGUGAGCAGCCGAGCAUCUUUGUCACAGCUUUGGUCAGACUUUGAGACUUAUUUGGCUCAUGAGAAGUCCGCUUUGCCCAACACAGUUAUUGAAGAAAUCCAAACGCUUCGAGCAAGAAGCCAGGCUUUGUUCGAGUGGACCGAUGGAAGCCUAGUUCAUGCAAUGAAGAAAGGCCAGCUGUUCCUUCUCGAUGAAAUUUCCCUUGCUGACGACUCCGUCCUUGAGCGGCUGAACAGUGUGCUCGAACCAAGUCGCACGCUUUUGCUAGCGGAAAAAGGCUCAACGAGCGAUGUCUCUGUAACAGCCAUCGAAGGUUUCCAAUUCCUUGCAACAAUGAAUCCGGGAGGCGACUAUGGCAAAAGAGAGCUCUCUCCUGCUCUACGCAAUCGUUUUACCGAGAUUUGGGUGCCAUCGCUGUAUGAUUACAACGACAUCCUUCAGAUCGUUCGCGCCAAGCUCCAUCCUAGCGUAGUAAACUUUGCAGAAGUUAUCGUGAACUUCUCAAGCUGGUUUAACCAGCGAUAUCACACCUCAGUAGCUUCGGCCAUUUCAAUUCGUGACACAUUAGCAUGGAUCGAGUUCGUCAACAAGUUCAAAUCGGAUGCCCCGGCUCAAGCAAUUCUUCACGGAGCUGCAAUGGUGUAUAUCGAUACACUCGGAGCUAAUCCUGCUGCAAUGCUUUCAAUUUCAAUUCCUGAUAUUGACAAUGAGCGGCGAAGGUGUGUCGAAGAGCUUGGUCGAUUGCUUGGUCAAGAUUUGACGGAGGAGUACUUUUCAACCCCGGAGCUGCAUGCUUCUGAUGGGCAGCUUUCGUUGGGGAAAUUUAUUCUACCCAGGAACCCGAAUGCGUCCGACAACAUAAGCUUCUCCUUCAGCGCCGCAACAACCCGAAAAAAUGCCAUGCGAGUGUUUCGAGCACUACAAUUAAGCAAACCUUUACUCAUUGAAGGUAAUCCUGGAGUUGGUAAAACCACACUUGUAACUGCAGUUGCCAAAGCUAUUGGAAAGCAUUUGGUCCGUAUCAAUCUCUCGGAACAGACAGAUCUCAUGGAUUUGUUUGGAUCUGACGUGCCAGUUGAAGGUAAUGCUGUCGGUGUUUUUGCAUGGAGAGAUGCUCCUUUUUUGUCUGCGAUGAAGAACGGCGACUGGGUGCUUCUUGAUGAAAUGAAUUUAGCUUCGCAAUCUGUGCUUGAAGGGCUGAAUUCAUGUCUGGAUCAUAGAGGAGAAGUAUUCAUCGCGGAGCUUGGGCAAUCGUUUCCCUGCCACCGUGACUUUAGACUUUUCGCAGCUCAGAAUCCGCAUCAUCAAGGAGGAGGACGGAAGGGCUUGCCAGCGUCAUUUGUAAACCGCUUUACCGUGGUCUAUGCAGAUAUUUUCAAGCAAGAUGAUCUCAACCUCAUCUGCAAACAACUUUUUCCAGCAGCUGAUGAAAAGCAGAUCUCAACUCUGACUCGGUUUGUAGAAAAGGUUGAAACGGACGUUGUUCUAUAUCAUAAGUUUGGCGAUCAUGGAAGCCCUUGGGAAUUCAACUUACGUGACACGAUUCGCUGGCUCCAAUUACGAACAAGGAAAAAUACUCUUUUAGCAGCUGGCCGAUCCUACGACUUCUGCGACAUUAUCUUUCGACAGAGAUUUCGGAAUAAUGCUGACCGAGAGCAACUUGGUGCUAUCUUUUCUGACGUAUUUCAAGAACCUCCAGGCGGUCGCAGUUUUUAUCAUAACCUGGGCGUUGAUUCAUAUCAAGUUGGACUUGGCCUUUCCCAUAGGAACCCUAUUCUUGGAGGCUCGUUACGCACACUUCCACCAGCUUCUGUGUCACAUCUUUCCACUCUCGAAGCUUUAAUGGUUUGCGUCGAGUGCAACUGGCCAGUACUAUUGACUGGACCUCAAGGAUCCGGUAAGAGUAGCAUUUUGAAAUACCUUGCUGCUAUUACUGGACAUCGGCUUAUUACCUUCUCUAUGAAUUCUGGCGUCGACGCCAUGGACCUUGUUGGUGGCUAUGAGCAAGCUGAUCCUAGCAGAAGACGAGCUGAUCUAUUGGAUCAUGUUGUUGCCUGCCUUCGCCAUCUGAUCUUAACAGCUUUAAUUCAAGAACCUUCUGCUGCAGCACGACUGGUUCAAGCAAUCCCAGUGUCCAUUUGGACAAGUACUCCAAGCACCGAGGAGAUUAGAGGCUUAAUUAUCGAGCUUGAAGCGGCCCGAGCUUCUGUUUUUGAUGAUGUUCUCUCAUAUCUUCGUCAAUUAGAAAUCAUCCCAAGCCAAAUCGAGAAGGCGCAGUUUGAAUGGGUUGAUGGCUUGCUUGUCCAAGCUUUGCAGCGAGGCGAUUGGCUUAUUUUAGAGAAUGCCAACUUGUGUAGUUCAAGUGUUCUUGAUCGCCUGAACUCGCUACUAGAGCCAAACGGCUAUCUGAGCGUCAAUGAACAUCCGACCAACAAUGGUGAGCCCAGGGUCAUCAAACCACACAUCGAUUUCAGGAUCUUUCUCACCAUGGAUCCGCGUCACGGAGAGCUAUCAAGAGCGAUGCGGAAUAGGUCUAUAGAGAUAUGUCUUCCGGCAGAGGAAUCAUCGCAAACGGCAUCUGCAUUACCGGCUUUCAUCCUAGAAUCUGCUAUGAGUAGAUUCCGUAAUAUUGUGGCCUUUGACCAUGAUGGGAUUGUGGAGCCUGCUGCAGAUCAUCUCUCAUUCGAAGACUUUUCCCUCCAUCAACGCUUUGAACGUCAACUUUCACGAGGCUUGAUUGAAGGGCAACAAAGCCAACAAUACGCUAUAGAUACCUUAUGUUUGACAUCGAAACUCAAUCCUCAGUGGAUUUCAAAAGCAGUAGUUUUUCAAACAAUCGAGUCAUUGCAAGUACUGGCUGAUGGCACAAAACAGUCAAUACAUCCCCUCAACAACGAAAUUGUUCUGCGACAUCGAGAGUCUUCCUCCAUUUCAUCACAUUCCAUUCCCUUUGCGCAGCUAUUUGACGUCCUUUAUGACGUCCAGAAAAUGAACAAUGCAUAUGACACUGCAGUGGCUCAGGCGAACGAGAGACAACGACCUAUAACGCUGUUUGACAGGUCAAUCCGGCACAAGAGCCUUCAUGGUGAACGAAUGAAGGACAUGAUACGCGUGACUUCCUUCUUAGAACAGUCUUUGAGAAUACUGACGAAUUUUAUCCCAAGCAUAGUCGAAAGGGAGAUAAUUGACAAGGCCACUUUGAAGACUUUAUCCACUUUAUGCCGAUUUUGGUGGGAGCUCUUUCAUUUCGCUACGAUCGAACAGGUCGACAGUGCAAGCUACCAGGUUUACAUCCAACUUGGGUUUCGUACGCUUGAUGAAAUCGAAAAGAAUGACAAAUUGAGCACAGCCUUAGUAUCAGCACAGCGAAGGAUACUAGAAGCUCUGCACGCAGAAACGGGCCUUGCAACUGGUUUAAAUAUGGAAACACUUUGGAGAUUAUUCAAACCCGAAGUUGCUCCAUCAUUACGGCAUCUGAAGGUCACUCAAGAUUUGAUCGAAGUAGCAAACCGCUUCGACGCUUCGGUUUUCCCAUUGCGGGCACCUUUGAAGGACCUUGCAAUCACACGUGAAAAUUUACAACACGCACUACAGCAAACGAUUUCAGACUGCGUUUCUAUUGACUUGCUUCUUACUGAGCUAGCCAGUGCUAUCGAUGGGCUGGGGCAGUCAACCAAAUUCUCAAGCUCGGCAGCAAUAUUCCGCACACAAUUCGAAGUCGUUUACCAAAUUUUGCUCGGCUCACGGUCUUGCGCAGCUGAACAUACUAUGUCACGCUUGGGUUUGCUGGCAGGCCGCUCAACUGCACAUGAGUGUCUCUCUAGCAUUUCGCUUACAGAUCUCACAUCACUUCGAGGAUCGCUUGCUCGACUGUCCGCGUAUGCCCAUGGAACAAUAAUUCAACAGUCUCCGAGUGCAAUCAUGGGGGGAUUUGCACCUAGUUUGACAGCAGCCUUGCAUGAAAUUUGGAAGGUGCCUCUAUCAGAUUUCGAACAACUAAAAAUCGAGAUGAAGUUUCUGGCGGAAGUUCUUUCUACACAUGCUUUUGACAUGUGUGUAGAUCAACAUCAACUCGUUGCCAAAACUUUCGAAAAGCAUCUGGAAGCUUGGCGAACUCAAGGUCUACCCGAUAUUUGUCAUAUCUUCACUCAGCAAGACGAACCUGGUGGCUCUCAAAUCGGAGAUGGUCAAAAGCUGGGACGGGAUUUAGUCACAUAUGCCGUGUCUUGUAUUCUUGAGUACGUGCCUGAUAAGCCAUUCGACCCUGCACUCAAGGAGAGCAUCCGACGGCAGCUUCUGAUGACCAGAAAAAACGCGCUACAGAACAAAAUUUCUGCGCUUCGAGAGUUCGAGCAGCGUUUUUCUGGGCAAACUCAAAGUCUGCGGAUAACGCUCGCGGAACAAGAAAUGCAGGAAGAAGGAGAUAUUGUUCCUGCGCUUCGUAUCGUUCGGCCUGAAAUAUCUCAGCUCACCGAGUUGAGCGGUGAUUUUGCACGGGUGCUUGAAGUCGCACGCGGUGUCCAGAUGGCAGCAAGCAAGGGCGAUGCAGUUGAAGACAGCAUGCUUAGCAACAUUGUUUUGCUGACGCAGAGGCUACAGAAACGAUAUGUUGCAUACUUGGAUAUCAUCGAGCCGGUAGUACAAUGGCUUCAAUGCCUUUGGCUUGGUGCAACCCUGCUCAAUCAGUCUUCGCAUCUGCUAACUGACAAGGCUGAGCAAGAAGUGUCACCUUGGAAGCAGAUUUUCCGCCUUGCCACUUCUAGCUCUAGAAAUGAGGACGGGAUUGCCAUCAAAUCUCUAGAGAUGAUAAGAUAUUUUGCUCUUGCGCGGAGAGUGGAUUCAACCCACGACAUCACGAGUUUAACUUGGAAUUUCUUUGACCAUCUCUUUUUGACGUGGAAAAAUAAGAUGGUUGAAGAAAUGGCGAAACAAGAAAAGAAAGCCAGCCUCUAUGUCUACAAAGGCAGCGAAGCAGAUGAAGACCAAAUAGAAGCCGAGGAGUACAUGGAGCUGUUUCCUGAUUACGAGCUCUCUUCCGAUCAAGAAAGAGAACAGAGUGAUGCAUUGAUUACCGAGGAGAUCGCCGUUAAAGUGGCAACUAUACACAGCGAGCUUUGCAAUCCUGUCUUCGAUGCGCCCAAUUAUUUAAUUCAGCUGGUCUCACAAGGUGUUCAUGUUGAUGCCAAUACUCACAAAAAUAGCAUAGCCACGUCUUUGCCCGGCAUAUAUUUGAUUUUGGAAGACGCGUUUAAGCUUUUCAAUUCAGCUUCGGCCAAUGCAAACGCUUACAACAUCUACAAGGAUGCGAAUGUGCCAGAGGCUACGAAGCUAGCUACUCUGGUUCGUAAGAUUUCAAGGAGAUUUCGAGAACUUCAGGCAAUGGAAUUUGAACAUACGACAGUCGACGAUGUUGUCAGACUCGCGGCAGAACUGCUUGCCUUUCCUCACACGCAGCCAAUAGCAAAGUAUCUUACGAAAGCGGAGAAGCUUUAUGAAGCCAUGUACGAGUGGGAGAAGGUUGCUCACAAGGGUCUAAGUGCAGCUGCACUCUUGAAUGAAAUCACUGACCUUCUAGUGAGUUGGAGACGAUUGGAGCUAUCGACUUGGAUGCAGCUGUUCGUUGCAGAGCAACAGAAGGCGGAAAAUGAAGCAAAGAGUUGGUGGUUUGUUGCUUAUGAGAACAUAAUCGCGAACCCGAAACGACUCUCAAGGGAAGAUGUUGCGCUUCAUGUUCCAGAGUUGCUCAAAGUCCUUGAAGUCUUCUUUGAUGCUGCAACGCUAGGCCAAUUCCAUCAGCGUCUAGAAAUUCUUGGUAAUUUCAAUGCUCAUGUCAAAUCCUUGUUGACUAGCUAUCCGGAGCUCCACCAUAUCUAUUCAGGCCUUAGCAACUUUCUUGCUUAUUACUCACGCUUCAAACAGCCAGUCGCUGAUGCACUGGCGACGCAGCGGCAGCAGAUAGAGAAGCAAGCAAAGGAAGUUGUGCAACUCGCGAGUUGGAGGGAUACCAAUAUCGAAGCCUUGCGACAGAGUGCGAAAGCCAGCCACCGAAAGUUGUUUAAUUUGGUUCGCAAGUUCAGGGCGAUAAUGAAUCAGCCCAUCACUUCUAUAAUUGAGAACGGUCCUCCAGAGGAGCUCACAUCCAAUGGUAGCCUUGAAGUUCCUUCGCAAAAUCCAUUGUCAAACAUGUCAACAAUUGUCUCUAUAAUCAAGAUUUGCGAGGAAUCCGAAACCUGGGCAAAUGUACCUCCACGUUUCAAAAACAACACGAAUACAGUACAACUCAUGCAACAGAUAAGUGUGAUCCCGGAAAACUUGGAUGCUGCUCAUUACAUCUACGAGAUGAUCAAUAAUGUUCGAGAAACAAGCAGUGAGCUACGGGAGGCUACACCUUCAGUCUUGACAGAGGAAAACAAGGAUACGAUCAAGCAUCUUAAAACAAGUAAAAGAGCACUUUUUGCUGAUGUUCUAAAGCAAAUGCGUAAGAUGGGCUUGCAGUACAAUUUGAGCAGCGCAUCCCUUACUAGUCAGGACUCGAUGGCUCGAGUUUUCUCAUCAGUCCCCUCAAUGGAAUCUCAAGUUUGCAUGCAAACAGCUAACUAUCACUUUCACAAAGUUUUAAGCCUUAUGCCUAAAGUCCGACGGAUUCAGCACGAACAUUCAGAUGAUCUGACACCAGCCGAAAUUCAACGAAGCUGCGGAUAUCUGGAAGGGCUUUUACACCAAAUUAUUGAACAGCGUCAGAUUAUAUCACCACUCCUGACAUUUAUAGAUGAUGUCGACCAGCUUUCGACGAAGAUCAUGUCAUUAUGGGACGAUAAUGAAUCUAAUGUAGCCCACAUUUCGCGAAAUACAAGGAAACAAACUGUUGAAGACUUCGCACGACGAAUCACUUGGUUGGAGCCAGUUCUUCAUGUCAUUUGCCAUGUGCUUAAUCUACAGGCUCAGUAUGGCGGUUUGCAAUGCGACCACAUAUAUCAAACAGUUUCUCAAAUCAUGGAAGAGGUCAAGCAACUCAAAGUCGAUUUCAAUGAUGCUCCGAAUUUUCCAGCCGAUAUUAUGCUCUCAAAGCACUCACGACUGUUGCAACGAGCAAAGGAUCUGAUGAGUGUACUUCGGGACCAUAUUACAAUGUGGAGUAAACAAUUGCCAGCUUUCGCACCUGUACUGGGGAUACUCCGGCCUUGGGUUGAAGUCGACGACAUGAGUUCCAUAGCUGCGGGAAUCGACGAGAGAUCCUAUCCACUUCGUCUGGAUUCUCUUCAGUCAGCGAUUAUUCAUACACUUGAUUGCAUGCUUGCUUCUGUCCAGUCAUUGAAAGGCAAUUGGGAUCAGACUCCUCUACCUGGCGAGCAAGCCUCCUGGUUAUUACAAUACCAAGAGAAGUUUGCAUCAGUAUUUAGAUCCCUCUGUUCCAAUGCUAUCGUCGAGAACAUCAGGCACUGCUUUGAUCUCCUUGCAGCAGUUUCUGGAAGUGAACAGAGGGCUGCAGUGGCUAUGUUGAUUUUGCUUCAGGCGACUGUCUCCCAAUUUUGCGUGAUUUUGCACAAUCACAGCUCCCAAUUCAUUUCUCUGAAUACAGCUCUCUGUAAAUUGGCGCAUCAAUUAUCUGCCUCGUUUGUCGAAAUAGGAACGAAGGGAUUUUGCUCGCCUUCAGCGAAAACGGACGAAAAUGCCGGGACAAAUGAUGAGCAAAAGCUUGACGGAGGCACAGGUUUAGGUGACGGUGAAGGAGCCGAAGACAUCAGCAAGGAUGUCGGCGAUGACGAAGACCUCACCGAGCUCGCGCAAGAGCCAAACCUGAGAAAAGAUGGUGAUGAAAUAGAGGAAGAGAAAGAUGCUGUGGAUAUGGCUGAUGAGGACAUGGAUGGACAGGUUGGUGAGACUGCUGAGAAUGAUGAUCAAGAGAAAGAAGGCGGUUCGGACGACGAAAAACACGAUGAUGUUGAGGAUGAGGUGGGCUCAGUCGACGACCUUGGGCCUGAAGCUGUUGAUGAGAAGAUGUGGGACGAAGGUGGCGCGACGGACGACCUUCGACAAAAGACUACCGACAGAUCAAAGGGCACCGACAACGAUGAGCAAGUUGCCGCGAAUGGAGACCAGACCGAAAGUAGAGAAGAUCAAGAAACUGAGGAUGAUAUUGAAUCUGGUGCUCGAGAAGAUGAAGCAAUCAGCCACGGCAACGAAGAGCAAUUAGACAACUACACGGAGCAAGCUGACAAGCUCGAUCUACCGGAAGAUAUGAACAUGGACGGCUCGCCAGAGAAUGCAUCAGAUGAUGAGUCCAUGGAAGAUCCAGAUUCCCUAAAGGAUGACGGACAGAUUGAAAAUAGAGAGGACGAACAGAUCGAAAAUGCGGAUGUCAAAGAUACAGAAGAGCAUGUGCAAGAGUACCAUGAGGAAGGAUCAGAGGAUCCUAAUUUGCAAGAACUAGAAAACGAGACACAUGACGCCGAAGUGAGCGAUGAAGGCGAAGAAGAAGAUCUAGAUCACACGGAUGAUCUUGACGAGAAUCAACAGCCUGAUGUUGAUGAUAUCCUUCAAGGCCACGAUUACAACGCCAAUAUUGCGAAAGAUAUUGUCUCGAACGAUUUACAAGGCAUAGGAAUGAAUGAAGACGAGCAAUACACUCAGGAAGAUACCUUCAAUAGCCGCUCGAAGCAAGAGGAAGGACAAAAUGGUGAGAAGGCGGAAGACUCUAGUGGUGCAUCUGGGGAACAGGGUUCAAAUAUGGACUCCAGUAAGCAGGAUGCAGUGGGGAGGAGUGACGAAUUAGUUGAGGCAUCAGAGAGUCAUCCUUUUCAAAAGCUAGGUGAUACUCUAGAGAAAUGGUUCAACCGUCAACGACAGAUUAGUCAGGCCAAUGACAAUAAAGAAGCCCGAAACAGGGAAAAGGUACAAGAUGUGGACAUGGCUGAUGUGGACUUCGAACAUCUUCCCAAUGAAGAAGCUGAAGCUGAAGCGCAAGCUCUUGGGGCAGCUUCCGAGGACCAAGCUAAAGCUUUGGACAUGGAAAAUGCAAUGGCGGCCAACGAUGAAGAGGUGGAUCCCAAGAGCUUUCUUCAGCACGACGAUGAACCAAAUGCUCAUGAAACGCAUAAUGAUGUACCGAUGGAAGGAAAUGAUGGCGUAGAAGGCGCUCAGUUGUCCGAAGGAAUAGAGCAAAGACAGACAAGAGCAUUCAUUGGCUCUCCAGGGACGCCAAAAUUUCAGAACGACGCAGAAUUCGAAGAAAACUCAGAUAUUGACUUCGACGACAAGGAUUUUAAUUCUGCUCAUUCAGUUGAAUGCAUUCGAGACGGAGUUGAAGCAGUAACAAUCUCUGCUGCCAAUGCGAGGGCUCUCUGGACAAAGUAUGAAUUUAAGACAAGAACUCUGGCAGCAACACUUACCGAGCAGCUCCGACUCAUUCUUGCUCCGACUUUGGCAACUAGACUUCGUGGCGAUUUCCGAACGGGGAAGCGAUUAAAUAUCAAGCGAAUCAUCCCCUAUAUUGCGUCGAGCUACAAGCGUGAUAAAAUAUGGAUGCGUAGAAGCGUUCCGAGCAAGCGAGCUUAUCAGAUCAUGAUUGCUGUUGAUGAUUCGAAAUCAAUGGCAGAAAGCGGCAAAAAAGAGCUUGCGUAUGAGACCCUCGCACUUGUUACGAAGGCAUUAUCCAUGCUAGAGGCUGGCGAAUUAUGUGUUGUCGGUUUCGGGGAAGAUGUCAGUGUGGCUCAUCCAUUUGAAAGGCCCUUUUCAGAUGAUGCAGGCGUGGAAAUCUUCUCAGCGCUGGGGUUCGAUCAGGGAGAUACGGAUGUACGAAAGCUGAUUGCGAACGGCAUAGACAUUUUCCAGCACGCACGCACAAGGGCAUCAUCUUCUGCUCAGGAUUUGUGGCAACUCAUGAUCGUUGUUUCGGACGCCAUAUGUCGAGAUUCAGAAUCAAUCAGGCGCCUCACUCGAAAAGCACAAGAAGAAAAGAUCAUGAUUGUCUUCGUAGUGGUAGACUCAGGGGCUAAGGAAGUCGACGGCAGGCAAGUCGGUAGUAUUAUGGACUUGCAGGGAGCAGAAUUCAAGGAUGGACAAGUUAGGAUGUACAAAUACAUGGACGUGUUUCCGUUCAGGUGGUGGGUUGUGGUGAGAGAUGUGAGGGAAUUACCCGGGGUGUUGAGUUUAGCACUAAAGCAGUGGUUUGCAGAAGUUGUGGAUUCUGGGGGUUACUAAUCAGGCACUAGACAAGAUGCGCACAGAAAGAUGAUGAACUUCCAAUAGAUAUUCCGUUCUUUAUUGAUGCCAGUGUAUCAUAUAUCAUGCAACGUCUUGGUAUCUGUUGCUUGCCGGAAGACCCUGGGUAGCAGUCUUUGUGAACGCACCAUGAGUCUCCACGGACUUGGGAUCUGUCAUAAUGAAGAGUGUUUUGCCA